AUGGAGUGUGGAGAGAGUAUCCUGUGUGGGUCUGGGGAGCUUGAUCUGGACCCUGACAUUGUGAGUGAAGAGGCUGGGAAACUGUACUCAGAACUACAGGUAAACACAUCACAUCAUAUCCACCUCUCAACUGCUUUCUGUUCGAUCGCCCCUUUCCUGCCUCUCUUUCUCCUAGCUGGCUUCUCAUUCUUCUGUCUCUUCUCCCAUCACCACCCACACUUAUCUGAUGCUACCCCCCAUCCCUCCUUCCCUGCUACAGACAGUGAUAGAGACCCAUGGCGUGGGGGUUGUGGAGUCCCUGGUUCCCAUCCUGGUGUGGGUCCUGGAGGGCCUGGCCAGCUGCAGAGCCCAGCUCAGAGAGAGGGAGGAGGAGGCCGAGAAAGAGAAAGGAGAGAGAGAUGUGCUGUUGGAGAGAUACCAGAGUGAGAAACUACUGAGGAGAGAGAGCCAGGAGGUGAGAGGGGAUGGAAGUGUUUAUGGUUUAUGGUUUUUUUGUUUUAUUUAUGAUAUGGGGUCAGGGUUUGGGGUCAAUUCCUUUUCAACUCAGUCAAUUCAGGAUGUUGAUUUAAAAUUAAUGAAUAAAAAGUUUAAUUCAUUUUAAUACAUGUUUUUUGUUGUUGUUGCCUUUAGCGGUAUCUGGAGUUGGAUGACCAGAUUGAGCAGGAGCGGAGGACGAUGAGGGGAAGAGAGAAGGAGAGAGAGAGGAGGGAAAAAGAACUGGAGAAAAAGGCCAGAGAGCAGGCUGACCAAUGUGAGUGUCUGACUGGGGCUGGGUGUCCAUCGCUUCCUCUCUCUCUCUCUCGCUCUCUCUUCUCCCCCCCCCCUCCUAUAUCUCUCAAUUUCAAUUCAAAGGGCUUUAUUGGCAUGGGAAACAUAUGUUUACAGUGCCAAAGCAAGUGAAAUAAACUAUCAGAAAUUAACAGUAAACAUUACACUCACAAAAGUUUCAAAAGAAUAGAGACAUUUCAAAUGUUCUAUUAUGACUAUGUACAGUGUUGUAACAAUGUUACAUCUAUCUAUUUCUCUCUCCCGCUCUCUUUUUUUGCCUUACCCUCUUCAUGUCCGUGUAGAUUAUUUGAUAUUAUUUGAUUCACUUCCUUCAUUCAUAUCCUUUGUGUUACAAACUGAGGAAGUUUGGUAAGACCAUGGCAAGUAGGCUACAGCAGAAUCAGACUGGCACCCUGGUCAUUGAGACGUGCUGUACUGUAUGUGAUGCUAAUGCUAAAUGCUACUGUGUGUUUCUGUGACAGUGGUGGCCUUGGAGGAGCAGAGGGCUGGACUGGGCAGAAAGCUGAACACACUGAAGCACACUCACAACAAGGUCAGACAACAGCAUGUUUAGACUGACAAGGCUGUUUGGGACUCCAUGUUUGUGUACUCUUCUAUCAGUAACAGCUUCUGUCCAUCAUCCAAUUUGUAAGUCGCUCUGGAUAAGAGCGUCUGCUAAAUGACGUGAAUGUAAAUGUAAUUGGAAAUUUAUUUUAUUAUCCCCCUGUAUCUCCUGUUCUCCUUCUUUUUCUCUCUCCAUUUUCACAUUCUCUCGCUCUCUCGCUCUCUCUCAGUUGGUGCUCAGUUAUAAGGAUCUACUGGAGAGGAAAAGGGAUCUAGAGAGGGAGGGAUCUCCACUAAGGUUAGCCACCACUCAAUUCAGUUAGUAUGACUACAACAACAUGGAACUGUAUGCAGUCUUUACAUUCCAAAGAGAUGUAGAGAUCUCUUUCACUGUGGUACAUUCAUUUUAUGGUUUAUGAUCUCUUUCACUGCAUUAUGAUGUCACAAUGGGCCCUGUCUGUCUGUCUGUCUUUAGUAACCAUGUGCGCUCCAAGAAUUCACAAUCUACCCAGGGCCAGUCAGAAUCCUGUGUUAGCGGGCAGGAGGUACGUUCUCUAGAAUGAUAACCUCUGUUCUGUCAUGUAGUAGUAGUAUUUUGUCCUUACUGACUCCUCCCUUUUUCCAGCUAACUGAUCUAAGGCCAGAAACACCUCCUGAUUCUGCCCAGUUGGAAGAACCGGUAACCAAGGACGAUAGGGGGAUUGACAUUGUCGUAAGGCAGACAGAGAUAUGUCCUUCAUCAAUGACAUCAUAAGCUCCACCCCUGAGCUGGCAAAGUUUCAUGGCCUUAUGAAGGCCAGGUAUGUCCUGUAUGUGUGUGUGCACUUACCGUGCAAGAUGAACUGAACUGGACUGACUUUAUUGCAUUACCAUGAAAGCUUCUCUUUUACAUAUUCAUAACCAUAAACCAACUCAGCCACAACUAGUUAACUGUAAAUCAGACUACUUCCCUUCCCAGGUCUGUCAUGGUUCAGAAAUACUUUUGAUGGGACAUCUCCCCAACACACACUUUACUGUUGGACAAACUGACACUCACUGCCCCCUCUCAACCUUUUCUCUGUUACCCAUGUUCCCUAGCACCCCGGUCCGAGCAGACGCCAAAGAGCCAAUCAGAGGCGAGACCAAGGCCAGCAUGGAUGAAGAAAUGAAGGAGGUGGAAGAGAAGGAGGGAGAAGAGGGGGAGGAGGACAAAAAAGGAGGAGGAGUGAAGCAGAAGAAUGAGGAUGAGGAGGAGGAGGAUAUGGAUCAUCUGGAAUGGGAGCUGAGGAACACUGAGUCUGUGUUCUCAGAGCUGUCAGAGCUGAGUCGGGAAUACGUAGAGAGUGUGGACCAGGGGGCCAGUGUCAGAGGUACGGCCAUUAGGCAAGGGCACACCUACACCCCCUGUUUGCAGUAAAACACUGCGCUGGAUGUUCAAAUAAGAGGAGUAGCUGAGGCAGAUGGAGGGGGUAGCAAAGGCAGUGCUGGACAGUAGGCACUAGUUAAACUGGACUGAAGUGUCAAUGUCAUGAGAACUGACGAGCAAUUACAAGCUAGUUGUUCUGAAAAGGGUUGACUUAGGGUUAAGGUAUGUGUAAAUGGUAUUUGUGGUGAGAACUGUUUGUUUCUUCUUGUCUGGGCAGGCAGCACCGACCAGUUUGAGGAGAUUGUUUCUCAGUAUGAGGAACUGAAACACACCCAGUAAGUCCCUGCGUUUAUCACACUUAUUAUUACUCUACUAUGACUAGUCCUGUGUGACUAACUCUGUGUGUAGGGGGCUUACCAUUCACUAUGCCUCUGUUUAAUUUAGAUACGUUGACAGAGUGCACAUUGGGCCUGAAGUCAAACGGAGCACGAUGGGUCCUUUGUUUACUGUAUUUACUCACUUAUGCAUUCUCUCUCUCAUUCAUUUUCUCUCUCACUCACUCUAACAUUCUAUCCCUCUACCUCUCCCCCUCCCAGUGAGUUAGUGGAUGCGGCCCGGAAAGCGCUGAUCUCUCGUGUGGAGGAGCUGACCAAUGAGAGGUCAGCUCUUAAACUGGAGGUGACAUCCUGCCAGGAGACUGUCACCCGAUUGGAGGGAAGGAUGAAGGAGAUGGAGGAGGAAACCAAGAGGUACACAACUCUAGUGUCAGGUGGUUGAUGGUUGGCAGAACCAACAAAAAAAGUAUACGAACAAUAUUUGUUCAUGUGGUGUGAUUCAUUGAUUGCGUGUGUUUCUGCUCUCAUGUAGACUUCGGAAAGAACUGGAAGCAAACCAGUCAGAUGAUGAUGUAAGAGGGCUUUCUUUGUGUUGUCGCUUUAUAUUCUGCUAAGAGAUGUGUUGUAACCUUUUUCUGUUUCUAAACUGGACUUGAUGUACUCUUAACUAGAAUGUUCAUCUGUUACCCAUAGUCCUCUCUGCCCAUAUCGCUGCGUCGGUUCACUCGGUCGGAGAUGUCCCGUGUUGUCAUGGAGAAGAAUCAGUAUAAGGAGCGUUUGUUUGAGCUGCAGGAGGCUGUGAGACGCAGUCAGACUAUUAGGUAACCAUACCUGCCUGUCUUCCCCCAUAGAAGUAGACUGACCGGAGGUUUCAUAGUCCUGUAGAAAAGGGAGAAGGGAAUAACACAUUUCUAACAUCAGUCAUCCCUUCUUUUCAGGGCCACCCAAGAAGAGAGGAUCACGGAGAGAGAGAGGACUAGUGUGUGGAGAAGGUGAGCGUGAGGGAGUGAAGAAUCAGGAAGGAAAAGACAACUGUUUUUAAUUUGGCAAUUAUUGCAGUGAAGAAGUCCACAGAUGCUGUUAACCACUUUUUCCACUUUAGACCUUGAACUGCUAACAGGCACACAACCACACAUAUUUGUCUUGGGCCUGGCUCUGGCCCCUGACUUCACAACAUUUAGCUCAAUAGCUGUUCCUAUUUACCUUAAAUGUACAGUGGCAACACGGUCUAUAGCCUAAGCACAUGACCAGAGUGCCUAUAGGAAAGUUAUGUGUAAGAGUUAUUGUAUUCCUGUGAGGGGGUCAUGGUUUCUGGUCCAUUGCAGUCAAAUUAACCAUUAACUGUCUCUCUGUCCAUUCAAGGUUCAACCGUUUGUUUGGCCUGAACAAGAACCCCUUGGUUCCGUCCGCUGCUCUAGCGCUGGCCCUGCCGACGUCACCGUCCCUCACUCACUCACCAUUGGGCUCUCCACGGCAACAGGCUCUCAGUACGACUCAGACAGAGUACGUUGAUAUGAUGAUAAUGGGAUUACAUGUCUAUGGAGCUCUUUCCAACUUCUCAAAGUACUUUACAUUGUAAGGUUUGAAGUGAACUCACCUCAUCUACUACCAUAGGUUACAUUAGUAACUAUUAUAAUACAGUACAUAUUUUUAAUAAACCACUCUCUCAUCCCCUGCUUCCUCUUCCCCUCUGUUCUUCUUCUUCCUUCCUCCCAGUGGUGCCUCCCCUGCUGCAGCCCUGUCUCCGCGGGUCAGGAGGAGGGAGCUGUACAGAGACAUCCGCUCCCAUGUCUGGGGAGCACUGGGAAAACGGCAGGUUCAUGGCUGGAGCAUACCUCUGUCACACAUACAGGUGAACAUGCACACAAACACACACACACACACACACACACACAUACUUCAGAAAGUAUUCACACCUCUUGACUUUAAAAAUUGAUUCAAAGAUCUACACACAAUAAUCUGUAAUGUCAAAGUGGAAGAAAAAUUAUUAUAUUUCUAGAACAUUUAUGGAAAAUAAAACAUUAAUUUAUCUUGAUUACAUAAGUAUUCAACCCCUGUUAGAAUCACCUUGGGCAGCAAUUACAGCUGUGAGUAUUUUUGGGUAAGUCUCUAAGAGCUUUGCACACCUGGAUUGUACAAUAUUUGCCCAUUUUUAUUAUUUUUUAAAUUCUUGAAGCUCUGUCAAGUUGGUUGUUGAUCAUUGUUGAUUAUUGCUAGACAGCCAUUUUCAAGUCUUGGCAUAAAUCUUCAAGCUCAUUUAAGUCAAAACUGUAUCUAGGCUACUCAGAAACAUUCAAUGUCGUCUUGGUAAGCAACAAUCAACUGUUUUAGAUGAUUGUCCUGCUGAAAGGUGAAUUAAUCUCCUAGUGUCUGUUGGAAAGCAGACUCAACCUAUUACGUUUAUUUUUUAUCCUAAAUAAACUCCAUAGUCCUUGCCGAUUACAAGCAUACCCAUAACAUGAUGCAGCCUACACAAUGCUUGAAAAUAUGAAGAGUGGUACUCCGUUAUGUGUUGUGUUGGAUUGGCUCCAAAACAUAACGCUUCGUAUUCAGAACAGAAAAUCAAUUUCUUUGCCACAUAUUUACAGUAUUACUUUAGUGCCUUAUAGCAAACUAUUUUUUAUUCUGUACAGGCUUCCUUAUUUCUCUCUGUCAUGCAGGUUAGUAUUGUGGAGUAACUACAAUGUUGUUGAUCCAUCCUCAGUUUUCUCCUAUCACAGCCAUUAAAGUCUGUAACUGUUUAAAAACACCAUUGGCCUCAUGGUGAAAUCCCUGAGCGGGUGUAUUGAUCCACCAUCCAAAGUGUAAUUAAUAACAACAACAUGCUCAAAGGGAUAUUCAGUGUCUGCUUUUUGUUUUACCCGUCUACCAAUAGGUGCCCUUCUUUGCGAGUCAUUGGAAAACCUCCCUGGUCUUUGUUGUUGAAUCUGGGCUUGAAAUUCACUACUCUACUGAGGGACCUUACAGAUAAUUGUAUGUGUGGGGUACAGAGAUGAAGAGUCAUUCAAAAAUCAUGUUAAACACAAUUAUUGCACACAGAGUGAAUCAAUGCAACUUAUGUGACUUGUUAAGCAAAAAUUUUACUCCUGAACUUAUUAAGGGUUGCCAUACCAAAGGGGUUGAAUACUUACUGACUCAAUACAUUUCAGCUUUUAAUUUUUUAUUAAUUUGUAAAAUUAUUGUGUUUAGAUCAGUGACACAAAUUCUCAAUUGAAUCUAUUGUAAAUUCAGGCAACAAAAUAUGGAAAAAGAGGUGAAAAUACUCACACACAGACUGUGGAAGUAGACACAAACCUUAAUCUGGUAUAUACAGUAUAUUGUGUGUGAUUAUUGCAGGAAUCCUCAGAGCUGACCCCUGAGCCCAAAGAUGUGCCUGUCCUAGUGCAGCUCAGACUGCUGGACCAGAGAGAUGCUACAGCCAAGGUAGGACAUACUACUCAGAAACAUGUCUAUACAAUCAGUGCUACGGUUUUUAACCCAGACAGUCUUUACCCAGGCGACACAGUCCCUAACUUGUGUCUUCUCUCUGUAGCUGAACUGUGCUGUUGCUGUCACACGUGAGAUCUCAGGCGAGACAACGGUAAGGUGGUCAUUACCGUCUAAUUACUAGUUCUAGUCACAGUAACUACCACUUGCACUACCAUCUAACCACCAUUUUCAGACCAUGUCAUGCCAAUGGUAUUCUCAAUGCAAAAUCGACCCCUAGCCCUUACUGGCACUUCUUAUAGAUCUGGAAGGUUUGAUAGGUAGAAGCAAUAUGGUAGUAGCUCCAUCAUGCCCACUGACAGGCCAGAUGGAACCAUGUUGUUUAGCAUACUGUUUACACCCAUCCAAGCCUUUUAGGUCUACACACAAAUGCCUAGUGGGUAGGGGCAAGGGCAGUGUUUCCCAAACUCGGUCCUGGGGACCCCAAGGGGUUUUGGUUUUUGCCCUAGCACCACACAGCUGAUUCAAAUAAUCAACUCAUCAUUAAGCUUUGAUUAUAUGAAUCCGCUGUGUAGUGCUAGGGAAAAACCCAAAACGUGCACACCUUGGAGUCUCCAGGACCGAGUUUGAGAAACACAGUUGAUCUGUAAUGUUUCAGUAGUAGUCAUCACUCCUCCCUCUUUUCCAUCCACUCUGUCAGUGUGCUGUGUGGGCGGUCUCUGGUCCCGCCUCCAGUAGUGAUGUCACAGUGAUUGACCCUGCACGGUCCAAUACAGUGCUGGAUCUGUUCAGCCUCCCGCCCACCUCGCCCGCCCUAUGCAUCUGUGCUGUGCCCCCUACUGGUCAGUGCUAUCUAUUACUCUCCGGGUAAAAGUUACCGUUAGGCACAGAUCUAGGAUCAGCUUACCAAUUUUAGAUUUCUGUAGACUUGUUAACCACAGCCACCAUAAUUUCCAAAUCAUCACUCAACUAGUUAUUUCCAUUAACAAUGCUUUAAACACUGGCAAAGCUAUCCAGCUUAACUUCUCUGUUCUGUUUCUGUGUCAUCAGGUGAGACCUCAGGAACUGUGUGGAUUGGAACUCAGGAAGGAAGGUGAGGCAUUGAGAUCAAAACCAUUCUGUUCACUGAUAUGUUAAACAGUUCCUCAUUCUCCCUCUCCUCUCUUUUUCGCUUUCCUCCUCCCUUCAUUCCCAGUGUGUUGGUCCACUCUGCGUCCACAGCUAGGAGGCGCUGUCUGCAGUCUAUCUCUCUGUCUGAGGGUGUGCACUCUCUCACGUGAGUACUCCUGUACCCAGUCCGCUAUAGACCGCUAGCCCCUACAGUUGGACACUUGGAUGACUAGAUCUGAAAGGAUGACCAGUUUGAAUAUGACAUGUUUUUUCUUUAUUUAUGUUUACUUUAAACUCUAAACCUUUCAGGUAUUCACAAGGUCAAGUCAUUGCUGGAUUAGCCAAUGGGACGCUUGCAUUCUUCUCACACAACCCAGGUAAUUCCCCCUCUUAGGUUACUGUCAAGAUCAGAUCAGGUUACUGUCAAGAUCAGGUCAGGUUACUGUCGGUUACUGUCAGGAUCAGAUCAGGUUACUGUCAGGAUCAGAUCAGGUUACUGUCAGGAUCAGGUCAGGUUACUGUCAGGAUCAGGUCAGGUUACUGUCAGGAUCAGGUCAGGUUACUGUCAGGAUCAGGCAGCUCUUCAGGUCAGGUCACUACUGUCAGGAUCAGGUCAGGCUACUGUCAGGAUCAGGUCAGGCUACUGUCAGGAUCAGAUCAGGCUACUGUCAGGAUCAGGUCAGCCUACUGUCAGGAUCAGAUCAGGCUACUGUCAGGAUCAGAUCAGUGCAUAUGAAGGAAAGAGGAAGAAGUGGUACCAUUUAAGUUUAUUGAGAGACAACAGUUUUGUCUAGAAGGGAUACAGCUUAUAUCAGAAUGGACUUUUCGUAACAGGUUCGGAUAAUUAGCGUAGCCGGUUCGGAUAAUUAGUUUAAGGUUAAGAACAUUUUUAGGGUUAGCUAAAAUGCAAAAAGACAAACAUGUUUUGACGUCAAUUUGACAUAAACUGUAUCCAUAUCUAUCCAUGACCAAAUACAACCUGUUAUUGUAAGAGACUGAUGAUGACUAAUCACCACUAUAUUUGACAGGUGGCUGGGAUCUCCAGUCACAUGAGGUUUUGCCUCUGGGAUCAACUCCACUGCAGCCCAUUCGCUGUUGCCUAGCGAAGGGGGCGGGCUUAUGGGUAGGAUACUGGAAUCGGGUUCAUGUAGUCGAUGUCGAGAAUCGAAAAGUGGAGGUAAAGAGUUUGACGAAGCUGAAGAUAUUGUGUGUGUGAAUUCAGAAUGGUUUGUAUUCUUUUGUGUAUAUUUCCCACCUCUCUUUCAGCAAACUUUAACCGUCUCGGAGCGCAGUGAGCAGCAGGUGCGUUUCCUGUGUGCGGCAGGAAGUGGUGUGUGGGCGUCCUGCCGGCUCGACCCUACACUCAGGCUUUUUGAUUGGUCCACUGGCCGGCUCCUGCAGGAUGUGGAUCUGACCCCUCUGGUCACCAAAACACUGGGUAGGAACAGGAACAGGAUUCUCAGUUCAUUAAUCUGUUAAUGUUUAUAUUGCUGAUGUGAGCAUGUAAUGGCCCACAUACAGUGGGGGAAAAAAGUAUUUAGUCAGCCACCAAUUGUGCAAGUUCUCCCACUUAAAAAGAUGAGAGAGGCCUGUAAUUUUCAUCAUAGGUACACGUCAACUAUGACAGAGAAAUUGAGAAAAAAAAUCCAGAAAAUCACAUUGUAGGAUUUUUAAUGAAUUUAUUUGCAAAUUAUGGUGGAAAAUAAGUAUUUGGUCAUCUACAAAUAAGCAAGAUUUCUGGCUCUCACAGACCUGUAACUUCUUCUUUAAGAGGCUCCUCUGUCCUCCACUCGUUACCUGUAUUAAUGGCACCUGUUUGAACUUGUUAUCAGUAUAAAAGACACCUGUCCACAACCUCAAACAGUCACACUCCAAACUCCACUAUGGCCAAGACCAAAGAGCUGUCAAAGGACACCAGAAACAAAAUUGUAGGCCUGCACCAGGCUGGGAAGACUGAAUCUGCAAUAGGUAAGCAGCUUGGUUUGAAGAAAUCAACUGUGGGAGCAAUUAUUAGGAAAUGGAAGACAUACAAGACCACUGAUAAUCUCCCUCGAUCUGGGGCUCCACGCAAGAUCUCACCCCGUGGGGUCAAAAUGAUCACAAGAACGGUGAGCAAAAAUCCCAGAACCACACGGGGGGACCUAGUGAAUGACCUGCAGGGAGCUGGGACCAAAGUAACAAAGCCUACCAUCAGUAACACACUACGCCGCCAGGGACUCAAAUCCUGCAGUGCCAGACGUGUCCCCCUGCUUAAGCCAGUACAUGUCCAGGUCCGUCUGAAGUUUGCUAGAGUGCAUUUGGAUGAUCCAGAAGAGGAUUGAGAGAAUGUCAUAUGGUCAGAUGAAACCAAAAUAUAACUUUUUGGUAAAAACUCAACUCGUCGUGUUUGGAGGACAAAGAAUGCUGAGUUGCAUCCAAAGAACACCAUACCUACUGUGAAGCAUGGGGGUGGAAACAUCAUGCUUUGGGGCUGUUUUUCCUGCAAAGGGACCAGGACGACUGAUCUGUGUAAAGGAAAGAAUGAAUGGGGCCAUGUAUCGUGAGAUUUUGAUUGAAAACCUCCUUCCAUCAGCAAGGGCAUUGAAGAUGAAACGUGGCUGGGUCUUUCAACAUGACAAUGAUCCCAAACACACCGCCCGGGCAACGAAGGAGUGGCUUCGUAAGAAGCAUUUCAAGGUCCUGGAGUGGCCUAGCCAGUCUCCAGAUCUCAACCCCAUAGAAAAUCUUUGGAGGGAGUUGAAAGUCUGUGUUGCCCAGCGACAGCCCCAAAACAUCACUGCUCUAGAGGAGAUCUGCAUGGAGGAAUGGGCCAAAAUACCAGCAACAGUGUGUGAAAACCUUGUGAAGACUUACAGAAAACGUUUGACCUGUGUCAUUGCCAACAAAGGGUAUAUGACAAAGUAUUGAGAAACUUUUGUUAUUGACCAAAUACUUAUUUUCCACCAUAAUUUGCAAAUAAAUUCAUAAAAAAUCCUUCAAUGUGAUUUUCUGGAGAAAAAAAAUCUCAUUUAGUCUGUCAUAGUUGACGUGUACCUAUGAUGAAAAUUACAGGCCUCUCUCAUCUUUUUAAGUGGGAGAACUUGCACAAUUGGUGGCUGACUAAAUACUUUUUUUCCCCACUGUAGAAGUUAAUGUACAACUUUGAAUUAAUUUUCUUCAAUUCUGCUUCAAGCCUUACCUCCUCAACCCCUAAACUGAACCCACUCUGCUUGAAUUGAUAAGUUCCUGACUGUUUGGAUCUCUCUCUUCUCCAGGCCCUGCCUUCCUGUCUCUCUCCCCGCUGCAGAUCUCCUCCCUCACCGUCAUCUCUGGCCGGCUGUGGGUGGGAACAGGAAGUGGCGCCAUCUUCUCCAUACCCGUGUCUCUCAGUGAGUACUAACCUCUGGUCCCCAGAGGUCAACAACAGAAUGACCUGAGACAUAAUGCCAUUAUGGCAUUACACUGGUCACAUGUCAAUUGUCUCUUCUCUGCGUUCCAUAGUUCAGAGUCUGCCUCUAUACCAUACUGUCAGGCUACAGGUCAGGCUACUGUCAGGAUCAGAUCAGCCUACUGUCAGGAUCAGGUCAGGCUACUGUCAGGAUCAGAUAAGGUUACUGUCAGGAUCAGAUCAGCCUACUGUCAGGAUCAGAUCAGUCUACUGUCAGGAUCAGGUCAGGCUACUUUCAGGAUCAGAUCAGCCUACUGUCAGGAUCAGGUCAGGCUACUGUCAGAAUCAAAUCAGCCUACUGUCAGGAUCAGGUCAGGCUACUGUCAGGAUCAGAUCAGCCUACUGUCAGGAUCAGAUCAGCCUACUGUCAGGAUCAGGUCAGGCUACUGUCAGGAUCAAAUCAGCCUACUGUCAGGAUCAGGUCAGCCUACUGUCAGGAUCAGGUCAGCCUACUGUCAGGAUCAGGUCAGGCUACUGUCAGGAUCAGGUCAGGCUACUGUCAGGAUCAGGUCAGGCUACUGUCAGGAUCAGAUCAGCCUACUGUCAGGAUCAGGUCAGGCUACUGUCAGGAUCAGAUCAGCCUACUCUCAGGAUCAGAUCAGUGCAUAUGAAGGAAAGGAGGGAAGAAGUGGUACCAUUUAAGUUUAUUGAGAGACAACAGUUUUGGCUAGAAGGGAUACAGCUUAUAUCAGAAUGGACUUUUCAUAACAGGUUCGGAUAAUUAGCGUAGCCGGUUAGGAUAAUUAGUUUAAGGUUAAGAAAAUGUUUAGGGUUAGCUAAAAUGCAAAAAAACAAACAUGUUUUGAUGUCAAUUUGACAAACUGUAUCCCAUCUAUCCAUGACCAAAUACAACCUGUUAUUGUAAGAGACUGAUGAUGACUAAUCAUCACUAUAUUUGACAGGUGGCUGGGAUCUCCAGUCACAUGAGGUUUUGCCUCUGGGAUCAACUCCACUGCAGCCCAUUCGCUGUUGCCUAGCGAAGGGGGCGGGCUUAUGGGUAGGAUACUGGAAUCGGGUUCAUGUAGUCGAUGUCGAGAAUCGAAAAGUGGAGGUAAAGAGUUUGACGAACCUGAAGGUAUUGUGUGUGUGAAUUCAGAAUGGUUUGUAUUCUUUUGUGUAUAUUUCCCACCUCUCUUUCAGCAAACUUUAACCGUCUCGGAGCGCAGUGAGCAGCAGGUGCGUUUCCUGUGUGCGGCAGGAAGUGGUGUGUGGACGUCCUGCCGGCUCGACCCUACACUCAGGCUUUUUGAUUGGUCCACUGGCCGGCCCCUGCAGGAUGUGGAUCUGACCCCUCUGGUCACCAAAACACUGGGUAGGAACAGAAUUCUCAGUUCAUUAACCUGUUCAUGUUUAUAUUGCUGAUGUGAGCAUGUAAUGGCCCACAUAGAAGUUAAUGUACAACUUUGAAUUAAUUUUCUUCAAUUCUGCUUCAAUCCUUACCUCAACCCCUAAACUGAACCCACUCUGCUUGAAUGGAUACAUUCCUGACUGUUUGGAUCUCUCUCUUCUCCAGGCCCUGCCUUCCUGUCUCUCUCCCCGCUGCAGAUCUCCUCCCUCACCGUCAUCUCUGGCCGGCUGUGGGUGGGAACAGGAAGUGGCGCCAUCUUCUCCAUACCCGUGUCUCUCAGUGAGUACUAACCUCUGGCCCCCAGAGGUCAACAACAUAAUGACCUGAGAGAUAAUGCCAUUAUGACAUUACACUGGCCACAUGUCAAUUGUCUUCUCUGCGUUCCAUAGGUUCAGAGUCUGCCUCUAUACCAUACUGCUCUUUGGCGGCAGCACAACUGUGUUACCAUGGACACCGCCAGGCUGUCAAGUUCAUCAUUGCUGCACCUGGUGAGAAUCUCCUAUCGUUGUUCAUUCCUUCACUGUUGUGUAACAAUCAAGUUAUUAUGCAAUUAUUCUACAGCAGGGCUAUUCAACUGGCGGCCCGCAGCCCAUACCGGGCCCAUUUAUUAAUUUAGCUUGGCACUUUGAUUAAUUCUGAACCUUAAUCAAAGAUCUGCAAAAAAAAUCCCCUCCAAAAUCCAACAUUCAGUGUCAAAAUGACAAGCACUAUGGUGGUUGUCUAUAGUGUAGUUUCUAGCGUUUUUAAACGGUUUCAAGCGCCUAUGUGGCAUGUUGAUAAUGUUUUCUUCAUAUGAAUUUGGCUCUAGUGUUUAGUGAACGGUUUAAGCUACAAAAUAUUAUGACCCCAUUCCUGAAAGCUACGACUCUCAGGAACACUACGUGCCUUCUGUGUCCCUCUCUGAUGCUUGCAAGGACUCGUUAGAAGGAAGUGUGACAAAUACAUGCACCUAAUGACUGUGGGAAAUGAAUUCAAAGCAUCCUUCCUUCAGACUGGAAUUUGGCAUUACCUGAUUUGACACAUCUAUGUGUUAUUUAUCAAGAUGCUUAGUUUUCAGAUUUUAAAAUGACCAAAUUACGUUUAAGAAGCUUUUAAUAGUUAAAAUGGUGAGCAAGCGUUGCGACUUUUCCUUUUCAAUGAUGAGCAAAUUUUGGGGUUGUUCCUCGACUCAUGUUGGUUGAGCGCCCUCCACUUCUUCCCUAAUUACUUUUAGCAACAUUUCAUUUAAAGACAAGUGCUUUAUUGGUGGUGUGCUUUGCUUUUUUUAUACAGUUCUUCCAAAGAAUAAUCGCAUGUGGAAAAUGUCCGGCCCCCUGCAAUUAACUUUUAUUUUUCUUUCUUUUUUUUACAUCUUGCCCAGUAGGAAUAUAGUUGAAUAGCCCUGUUCUACAGUAUUAUAUACUAUGCAGUUAUUACAUAGCUAUUCGAUAGUAUUAUGUUGUGAUACUAUGCAGUUAUUACAUGGUUAUUAGUAUUCUAUAUCUGUGUUCCCCAGGCUGUGUGACCAGCUCCUAUACAACAGGAGGCGCUGCUCUGACUCUAGUCUCUACCUCUCAGCUCAUCCUCAGUGGAGGAGAGGGCUACAUCAACUUCCGCAUCGGUGAGUUGAGGACCUAACGUGGUUGUCAUUAGUGUGGUUGUCUGACUGACUGUCUCCCUCCUACCCUCCCCAGGGGACGACGCGAAUGACGGCGCGCCCGAAGCUGCCCCGCUGCGAUCAGACCGCAGUCACAUGAUAAUCUGGCAGAGCCCCACCCCCUCCCUGCCCAGCUCCGCCCUUUGA
Messenger RNA from Coregonus sp. 'balchen', 14106 nucleotides. Lineage: Eukaryota; Metazoa; Chordata; Actinopteri; Salmoniformes; Salmonidae. The record is from the annotation of a GenBank genome assembly.